AUGGCGACGCCCUUUGGGCGCAAGCCAUGGCGGUCACCAUGGGCCCUGGGACCAUGGCGACCAUGGGUGGUGAUUGCCUUGGGCCUCAACUGCAGGUCAUUCUCCACGACCCGCACCUGGCAGCACCGCGUCCAACGCAUCCAGGGCCGUCGCUACGCGGAGCAGGUCCUGGACCUCGACGGCCGCCAGGGCCGGUCGCGGCUGCGGUUGCUACGUGAGCUUCUGACCCCCAAAGAAGCGGAUGAUUUGUUGGCCCUGGCCCGGUGCACUGACAUGGAGAGCAAGCCAGAGAUCCUGGGAAAUCCGGUGAAGACACCGUGCCAAGUGUUGGCAAGUGACGGACAGUGGAAGCAGGGCCCACUGACCGACUUCUUUCGGCCCAUUUUGGAGCAGCGCUUGCUGCCCUACAUGAAGCUGGCAUUGGGUUGUGCCACCUUGGCGCCGGCGCAGGUGGUCGUGCGCCACUACGGUCGCCACUACGGCGCUGGUUCAGCGCGGAGCUUUCGGGCGCAUAGCGACCACCUGGCCUUCGCCACGGCGGUGCUGGACCUAACACCAGUGAAGGGCAGCGGCUUGUGGGUCCACACUGCCGGCCUCGCAGACGGAGACGCCGGAGACGGGGCCCAGGGGGCCUUCUUCGUACCGCUGCGCGGGCCAGGGGACGUGGUGCUGCACGGCUGGGACGUGGUGCAUGGGAUCCAUAUCAAGGAGGAUCACCAGCGCAUCGCCGUCAUCGUCUGGACUCAGCCUGCAGAGGACCUGGGCACCGGACUCUGCUCCUGGUACCUGAAGGAAGCCCUUGAGGGCGAUCCGGAAGCAGGAUACCAUUUGGGAAUCGAAGCCUGGAGACAGCAGAUGCUGGGUAGCGCCAAGUUGGAGCUGUUGGAUGACACGCUGGAGGCCUCCGAGCACCAAGCCUCAUUGACAUUGCUCUCCUCCCUGGGCGCUGACGCGCAGCGCUGGCGGCAACGCUGCCGCGACGCGGCGCGCAGGGUGCAGGAGUUGAGGGAUGAAGCCCUUGCGAUGAAAAAUGGCACCAUGAUGAAGGACCUAGGUCGCUGCCUCGGUGCGGCCCAACAAACGCGCGCCGGCAACGGGAGCAGCACGGGGAGGAUGCGCGGCAUGCGCGACGCGCUGCGCAAGGGCUGGGAGCAUGCAAGGAGUGAAAUGCAACGGCCAAGGGCAUUCGCAGAGUUUCGCAGCGUGUCCCUGCGCGCACGAGCCACGGACAUGGCCGAUGCAGUGGAAGCGUUGGCGAAAAGCGGCGUCCUUGUCUUCGACGACCCUGCGGAUCGAGUGGAAGUAUCUGUCCUCAAAGCAUGGCACCAGGAGUUCAGAAACCACUGGGAUGAAGUGCUGCCGGAGCUUCAGCAUCGAUUUCCGGCGGCUACCAACAUUUGUGACAGCUUCCAAUUUCAAGAAGUUUGCAGUCGAUCGGAGGGACGAUAUGACGUGCGCUUGGAGGGUGGAGGCUGUGAUGAAUUGCCAUGGGCCUCCUUUGUAAACGCUGUCCUGGGGGAUGCCAAGGAACUGAGCCGCGGUGUAUUGCUCAGCAGGUAUGGCUCUGAGACCCAAGCCUGGCAUCGAGACACAGAACAUCUUUUUCAGAUGCCUGACCUGCCAGCACAUGCCAUCACCAUCUUCGUACCCCUGGUUGAGAUGACCUCCAGCCUUGGCGGUACCAGCUUCCUCCCCGGCUCCCACAGAACCUUCGCCGGAAGCGUCGGAAGCGACGAGACGGUGACGCUGGCGCCGCCCCUGGGGACGACCAUUUGCGGCGAGAUCGACCCUUACUGUACUUGGUCUAUGCCAAGCCAUGGUUUCAGGACCUGCGGAACUUUCCUGCAGAGGCUCCGUCCCUGUUUGAAAGCACUGAAAGGCCAGAGUUGGGGAGCUUUUAUACCUUGUGAGCUUUUGGAGAAGAGGAAGAUGAUGGAAGAUGAAGAAGACUUUCAUGAAGAUUCGCUGAUGAUUCUUCGCGUAGCAGCAUGGAUGCUGGACCUGGCGAUUUCGGUACCUCCUGAGCAACUCAACGAGCCCUGGGAUGUGGAACUGCUGGAAAUUGGUGAGGCAAACUUCUGGAUGCCCGACUUGAUUAGGAUGGCAUGA
Messenger RNA from Cladocopium goreaui, 2109 nucleotides. NCBI's taxonomy places the organism in Eukaryota, Dinophyceae, Suessiales, Symbiodiniaceae. The record is from the annotation of a GenBank genome assembly.